Messenger RNA from Oryzias melastigma (Indian medaka), 8737 nucleotides. It is a transcript of the gene jcada, whose product is annotated as junctional cadherin 5 associated a. Gene Ontology annotation, biological process: positive regulation of blood vessel endothelial cell proliferation involved in sprouting angiogenesis. Bases 309 to 5177 code for a protein of 1622 amino acids. Gene Ontology annotation, cellular component: ruffle membrane; adherens junction. The transcript has 5 exons. NCBI's taxonomy places the organism in Eukaryota, Metazoa, Chordata, Actinopteri, Beloniformes, Adrianichthyidae. The record is from RefSeq and is a predicted model, not a curated record.
GAAGUGACCUUCUUGCUGCGCGGAUCCAGCUGCCUCCCAGUUCCAGAGGAGGGAUGUUUCCACGCAGCUGUGGGGAAGGAAGGGGGGCCGUUCCCUCAGCAGAUCCCAGCUCAGUCCGUCCAGAGCAGCGGCGGGGAUGAGCGCGGGGGAGCACGCAGCGGCGCAUUUCGCAGUGAUGGCCGUGGCCAUGGCGCGGUGCGGGUGAUCCUGGCAGAGACCCCGUGAAAACGACCUUCCUCUCACCCUCUCAUGAAAGACGCCAGAGAGGGGCGAAAACCAAGCCCACGCUGACGUAAACACAUGCUACCAUGUACAGCGUGGAGGACCUCCUCAUCUCUCAUGGAUACAAGCUUCCCAAGCACAGCGCUUCCUCCACCCCGACGCCGGUCCCCACGUCCUCGUCCCGCCAGCCUCCACCCUCCUCCCCGCCGUCCUACAGCAAACACCAUGAAGCUCUGGAGAGCAGGCACGGCUCCAGAACAGCCAACGGCUAUGAGCGAGGGCCCGCGGGAGCUUUUGGGAACAGCGGCGGAACAAGGCACCCUCAAGCGUACGGCGGCAGCUCGCCCAACAACAACAACAACGAACCGAGGGAGAGGAGCCAGACAAAACAGGAGGGCGAGAGCCGGGGCCACGCCGACAGCCACUCUUUAGGGGAGUCGCUGACCUUAGACAGUGGGUUUUCUGAUGGCAGCAAAGCCCCUCAGGCAUUGUCCAAGGAUGUGUCCUACUGGAGGAGGAGAGGCCAGGACUUCACUGUGCUGCUGGACUAUGCCGACUUAACGGAGUCCUACGGAGGGGGCCAGGGAGAUUGCAAUCGGCCAGACGGUCCUCAAAAGGCAAGAGGUCAAGAGCUCUCCACAGAAGACCGUCAGAGGUUAGCUCAGGAACGGCAGCGCUGGGCAGCCCAGGCCCAGGCUCAGGCUCAGGCCCAGGCCCAAGCCCAGGCUCAGGCCCGCUCUAGAGAGAGGGAAGCCGCCCUUCAUCAGUGGAGAAUGGCAAGUGAGAGGAAGUGCCAGAGCCUGGGGACGGAGGACUGGAACCCAGCUGUAAUCUUUGGCCGCCAGCUGUCUCAGAGUGAGGGUGAGCGUUGGGCACAGGACCAGCAGCGGCUCCAUGCCAGAACACCAGAUGGCAUGGUAGUCCACCCCAGGACCAAAGUAAAAUCCCAGUCCCUGCCCAGGAUGGUCCAGCCCGAGAGCCUGCAAUACAUUGACGUGGUUUCGUCAGGUCAAGAACUGUACAAGCGGGUGAAUGGGCACCCAUUUGCACACCACCAGCUGUACAGAGCACCACGCUGGGCAGAGAACGGUAGGCCUGCCAGUGCCAACCAACUCUCUAUAACACCAAAGCCCCGCUUCACCCGACCGCCCAGACCUCCGUCCUAUGAGAUGCACCAGCAGAUCAGGGGAAGCUGUGAGGUGCUGUCAGGCAGAGAGUCAGUCAUUCCCCAGGCCAGGGACAGAACCCCCAUUCCCAUGUCACGACCGACUGACCCCCAUUUGGACUAUUAUGCACAGGAUUCUGGCCCACCAGGAUACAUUCCUCCUCCGUCAUACAAAAGAGUUCCAAUAAUGGGAGGGGGGCUCCGGGGAUAUGGCGAAAUAGGUGUGGACUACAGGUACAGAGGAAACAUGUAUCAGCAGAUACACGUGGCUCCAGAUGGAUCUCAUUGGUUUAUCAGACACCCAGCCAGUUCUUGGCCUCAUCCACCACGAGAGAGAAGUAUGUCCAGCCAGAAGCAGCUUUGCCCCAUCUACUCCACCCAAGAGCAUCCAACUGGAAGUGUUCAAUAUAUUCCAUUUGAUGAUCCCCGUAUUCGUCACAUAUCUUCAGCCCUAGGUGGUAAUUCCUUGACAGAUGCUGAUAAGAUCCGCCACAUUCGUAAAGAGCUUCCCAGUGUCACUGUGUCGGAGUCUGCAACCAAUGACAGUGCCUUUUUGCCCCCGCCACUGGGGCCUUUCAUCACUGCCAAACCGGCAGGUGAAGCUAACCAGAUUUCUCCUAGCGACUUUGACAAUGACAAUAAGAGGUGGCGAAGCGAUUUGCACAAACAGACUGUUGAUAACUUCCCAGCACCAGACCAAAACUCAAACAACAGACAUCUCAGAAACCAACUUCCUACUCCAUCACCUUCUUCAGCUUUCCAGGUCCCAUUGCCAAGAACUUCUCCCCGCCAGGGAUCCAGAUCAGACCAGAUCUUUGCAGAAACUAUCACACAGGUGAAAAAAAUUGCUCCAGAUUCAGGACAGGAGAACUACAGGAACACAAAGAGAAGAGUGAGUGAGACCAUAUUCUGCCUGGUAUCUGUUCCUCUUCACACACCAACCAACAUCAGCAAAGAUCUAGUGGCUGAUCAGAACAACAAUGAGGCAAUACCAAACUUGACCUUGACCAAAACUGACACUUUUGCUGUAGGCCUCAAAGAGAGUCUAAAUAUUCGCAGCAAGUCUGUGAACGAGAUGCCUAUCAAAUCCUGCUAUUCUCAUUUUCACACCAGCAGCACAUCCUCAAUGAGGAACUACAAGAGAGCUCCUUUAAGAAAAGAGAUCAUUGAUGCAUGGGCACUCCAAGCAAAUGAAGAUUUAUGCUAUGCUAGGUCCUGGCCUGGAAACCAGUACCGUAAUCAGGAAACUCAGACUGGUUCACCUUUGACAGUGGUAAAAAGCCCAGAACCUCAGAGCCCUCCAUGUGGACAGGAGCCUGCUCUGUCUGCCUCAAAUGCAACUACUGACCUUGAUGUCAGCUCCGAAAGCAGCCCCUCCUAUGGCUAUCCCAUGGCAGGCCAAAAACAUCUUAAUCCAUCCAGCAACAGCGCCUUCUCUCGUCUCAGCCCAGCACAAAUGCCAACGCAACAGGACUCACCACAGCAACCAUCCUCUCCUUCCAAAGCACGCGUUCAGCCAGAUCACCAGCCGUCCUCCCCUAAGAAGAUCAAUUCUCCAGACAGUGCAGAGCAUGUGGUCUUUGGUCAGUUUCUCUUGAAGCCAGUGAACCGACGACCCUGUGAUGCCAUUGGUGAGUUAGAGACCAUAAAUAAAGAAAUGGAAGAAACAAUCAGCAAGAGACCCAUCGUUGGUCUGAGUACAGGUGAUCUUGAUGGGUUUCAUAAAAAGCUAGCUUGUCUAAAAUCAGCAGCCCAUUUCACUUGCCCAGAACCAGGUCGGGAAGCAAUCAGUCUUCCACCACUGCAUACAGACAAGCCCAAUAAUAUAAAAAAGAGAUCAAAGUCAUUUGCCUCCACUGCUGAUCUUGAAUCCUUGGACACAAGCAGUAGCAGUACUUUCUCCAGGGCACAAGCCAACCACAUACCCCCAACAAAUAAGCUUUCCAUGUUGGUCAAUCCAGACCCCAGAGAGAAUUCUCUCCUGUCUCCUGUUCUCCCAAACAAUGAGUUGAAUCAGCCUUGCCGGCAGGACAUCCCAGUUCCUCAAGAAUCCCUUCUGAGAGAUGUGGGGCUAACGGUCUACACGGAAAGCCCUGGUCGGCCAAUGCAGCGCUCACGUUCAGCCCCAUCUCCAUUUGAUCAUGAGGGUCCAACUGAGUUAUUGUCAAUGUCAGGACUUGUUAAAAGCAGUUUAAGUUUGGAUCACAACUCAAAUGAACAGCCCAGGAAUAGGUUAUACAGAGAGGGAAAAGCUACUUCAGACAAGAUAGUAGUUUGUCUGAAUGGAAGUAUCUCCAGGGGUGGGAAUGAAAGUAGCAAACUACUCCUGACAGAAAGUCUAUCACAAAGGAGGACAAAAGAGGUUUCUUUUGCCUUUGAGAAUGAGGUUGAUGAAAGAUAUGCCCUCUCUGAACCCCUUACCUACAAGAAUGACUCAACAAUAACAGAUAAGCACUUAGAAAGCUUACUAAUUCAGGAGAAAGCCAAAAUGUUACCUGUGGAGGACCUAAGCAAGCUUUACGAGGUCAAAUGUCCAAAAGGUAUCCCUGAAAAUGAGUCUAUAGAGGAAAGGGCUGCACGGAUCUUGGGUAUUUCUGUUUGUGUUGGGACUUUAGGUGUGGGGGACAAAAAUAUUGACGAUAACCAGGUUGAUUUGGACACCAGUUCUGGAGAGAAACAGCCAAGUCCAAAUGGAGAAACACAGAAUGUGAUUGGAGAGUAUGAGGAAGUCAAAGAGGAGCUCUUGUUAAUCCAAGCUCCAAAUUCUGAGGAGGUCAAGGAGACAGGGCCAGGUGUGGAUCAAGAAGAACACAGGGACAAUAGAGAGAAGCACAGCAGGGACCAUAGAGACCAUCAGGACACAGAGACAGGGGCAGGAGCAGAAAACCCUGAAUUCCCACCAAGCAAGCUUCUGCUGUCUCUACCUGUGACCGCUGAUGAGAAGCCAGCAGUCAGUGCAUCCAAUGGGGAUAAGAAAGGGAAAAGUGGAGCAGGCAAAGUCAUUGAAUCCCUCCAAGAUAAGCUGAACAGUUGUGCAGCUUCGUCUGGUACACCUCUGGCUCUAUCGAGCACAGAAAGAAUGGCCCGUUUUAAGGAGCUGGACUCUGUGUCUCGAAUAAGACGCCUCAGUCUUAAAGGCCCAGAGUCUGUAAUAGAAGCUAUUUCUAAAGAAAAAAAUGACAGUAUGGAAGAAUGUGAUGCUAGGAAAGAAGCUAAAAUGAACGUUGAGCAACAGCUAGCAAAGCAGGAGAAGGAUGAAGAGGAUAAAGGAAAUCAAGAGCAGGAACUUCGGGAUGAAAAUGAGAACGGACCAGUCCGUUUGGGGGAUCCUGAUCAAAAUAAAAAAGAAAAUAUCAGGGAGACAACAGAAAAGAGAAGAAGUGAGGAGGAAAUUGCCUUUGAAAUUGCACUUGAAGCAAACAGGGAGCAAAGUAAUGAUUCACAUUUUGAAUUAAAAAUGGAGGAAGCAGAGUUGGAGUUAAAAAUUGUGGAAAAAGACACAGAAAAGCCUUUGGAGGUCACAAAAGAGGAGAGGAAUACCGCGGUGGCUAGCAGAGCAGAGACCGCUCAAAACACAGAGGCAAGACCAAUGCCCAAACCAAAGCGGCGCACCAAGCUCCAGAAACCACCCCUGCUUCCCAAACCUCGCAGUGUCCCCAAGAGAGAAAUAACGCUGCCAACAAGCCUCAGCUCUGGGACCUGCGGUCACUCAAAUGCAGAGGAAGAGGAGGAGGAGGAGAAGCUCUCUGUCUCAGACUCGUACGACCCCAGUCGAGUGGAGAGGGUGUAACUCCUGACUGCUGCCUUCACCACUGUGGAAAUCUGUCUUCUGUCAAGUUAGCUACCUAUUUUUUUUUUUUUUUUUAAUCCACCACAAAGACCUUCAUCUCACCUCAUGACGCGAUUGGAACGCCUCUGCAUCCACGUAUGAACUUCUCACAGAAGUGACUGUCCUGGUGCUGCAGGAGCUUCUUCCUGUCUCUGAACCAGUUAUUUUAGUUCCACAAGCAUUUUGGACUUCCUCCUUUUAAGGCGUUACUUUUGGGAAAACGAGAUACAAAAAAAAGGCAUGUCAUUUUUCCACCUGCACAUGGGCUCGUGGGCGAGCGUUUGUGUGGAAACAUGAAUGUAAAAGUGCUUCUGCUCCACCAACAAACAAGAGAAAUGUACCAGAAGAAGCCACAAGAGAGAAGUAUUGCAUUACAAUCAGUAUUAACCAAAUGUAAAUAUGAUAGACUAAUGACAUUUUGUUAAAUCUAUAAAAAUGGUAUCAGACUGAAAUGUAUAUUUUCUUAUAUAUGUUUAAAACCUUUGGUUUUCAGAAGUGUAACCUUUGGGUGUGUGAUCAAUAAUGAAGCCCCGCCCCCCGCUCUUUAUUCUUAUACUCGUGUGAUAGAGAAUGUACUCCGAGAGUUUGGAUUGCAAAGAAAACACUGUGGUCCUUGAAUAGUUUCAAUCCAGAGCAAUAUAGCCGUCGCAGACGAGCGUCUGUGACCCGGUUUUAGUGGAGCUAACCUUUCAUUUGAAACGUUUUGGUACACGUGUCGUAUUUUUGCACUGCUGAGAUUACUGGCUCUGUGUUGUUAGCAAAACACCUGAAUAUAAUUGUGUCCGAAUUCCGUCACUACUUAGCUCUACAUGUGGCGUUCACCAUUUUUUUCGGAGUGUAAUUUCCAAAGUCGGGUGCCCUAGAAAUUUUCCAGAAGUCUGCAAAAAACUACAGAGCAUCAAUGGUUACUAGAUUAAUGACCAUAAUGCGCUGCAUUUAAAUGAUUUUUAAUGAAAUUUUUUUUUUUUUUAAAAACAUUCAAGUUUUCAUCAUAAAUUAACACAUUCUCACUUCCAAGUCAUCAUAUAUUGACGUUAGGUUAAUGACCACUCCGGGUCACUUUUUGAUGUUUCCCCAAGCCGUCAGUUUUGGACAUGCUGGCUGUUCCCAUUAAACCACGGGUCCCCAACCUCUGGGCCGUAAACCAGAAUCAGUCCAGUACCACAAUGCUUAGCCAAACCCAGUACCCUAACCUGACCAGGUACAGUAUGGAACUUUAACUGGUACCAGACGCUGUACGGUGCACAAACCAAAUGUGAACCAGAACCGGGUUAAGGUUAGGGUAGCGGUACUGGAUGAGUCCCAAGGACUAGUGCACAUCCGGAUGCGUUACCGAACCCAAACCGGUACCAGACGCAGGACGAGGCGCAAACCUGACAAGAACCAUUACCAGUACUGGGUUAGGGUGGCAGUACUGGAUGCAUCCCAAGUGUCCCAGUGCACGUGCGAAUGUGGUACCAAACUGGUACCAGACACAGCACAUGCCGCAAACCUAACGCGAAGCAGUACCGGUUUAAGGUUAGGGUACCGGUACUGGGUUAGGGUAUCAGAACCAGGACUGUGUUAAGGUUAGGGUACAGGUACUGGAUGUGUCCCACAGACUAGUGCGCAUCCGCUACUGCAUCUGAUACUCCGUCCUGAGGGUUGCAGACCCUUGAUUUUACAAACAGCCAGCACAUGAAAAACCGACGAGUUGGGGACACCCAAAACGCCAAAAAGUAACAAUAUGUGACGACUUGAGGAUGAGAAUGAGUUGCAUAAAUAGUCUUCAUAAAAUGCUCGUAUUUAUUUGGUUUUUACUUCGUGACGUCACAUUUGCAGUUUUUUAAAAGAAGUAGUGAAAUCUAGGACACUACAUAGUCCCGCAUUAAACAGUUUUUCAGAAGCUAGCGAGUAGUGAGGGAAUUCGGACAUAGCGUGUCUUCACGUUGGGAGAUCCUCCCUAAGGAAAUGUCUUCAGUGAAUCCCCACGCUGUCUGACCUUUUCCGUCCUUCACUUUAUGUCUCAGAAGUGCUUCUGGUAGGAAGCGGUGUAGAUGUAGCCGUCCCGAGCUGUCGUAGGGUCUCCAUUUCAACUGGACUUCCGUUUCACUGAAAUGAAACUCAUUCUUUGUGUAGGCAAUAAUAUUAACACGAAUAAGCUUAAUAUGCUUAGUAAUGUCGCUGUACAGAACUUGGAGAUCUCGUCUGAACACGUUUGAUAAAGGUGACAAACGGGGUAGCAAUAGAGAAGAAAUUGACCAACGAACCAAACCAAACUUUUAUUCUAUGCAUUGGACAUCAACUUUCACUGGGUGUUAACAGAAAAUGAAAAACCAUAUCAGUGUUUGAUCUGUCAACUGUGUGGUGAAGCUGCAGAGUUUAGUGUCCCGUCUCCAGCCCUGUACCUCUGUGCUCCAGGUAAUGUGUUAUCUGGUCAUUCUUGUUGGUCUUUUUUGUAGAUCUAUUGGUGCACAUCUUGCUUUGAUAUUUUCUAUUUUCAUACAGAGGUAUGUACAGCUUUUUUUCUAAACGCAGCAUCUUUUUUUUUGGUUUUGUCUUCUCGCCUUUUCUGUGCAUGUAAUGCGUAAGAAGAAGUCACGGAGAAAGUGUAUUUGCAUAUACUUGCAUUUGGUACUAUAUAUGUAUAGUCUAUCCAAUAAACAACAGUUAUAUUUCAUACAAUGUAUAUUUUAUUUUCAGAAGUUAAGCUGCAUAUUUAAAAAAAUAAAAAGGACAAAGUAUUUUUUAGAAAUAUUGUGAAAAAGGGAGGUGUUUUCUGAAGGCGCAGUGUUUGUCUUUAUUUGCUGUGAUCCUUCCGAAUGAUCCCAAAUAGAGACAAGGAUGUGCUGUUGUUCAGUGCUGCAGACAGUUCAUAAAUAAAAUCCUUUGCAUGAAGCUGCCUCUGAUGUUCUGUGCAUUAAUAUUGUAAGUUAUGCAGAGAAGCCCGGUGCACAUCUGAGAGCUGUUUCUCAAUUAUUCAUUCGGUCACUGUACGUUGCACUUAAGGGGCCUGGAAAGCUGCUAAAGGGACACAGAGUCGUGGAGGGAAACUGAUUGAGGUAAGCUCGCCAGGUUAGGUUUAGAAUCAUUUUAUAAAAAUGUAUGCAACAUAAGGGAGUUUAUAUCAAAUUUUAGUUUCAUCUAUGUUCAUUUGUGAAAAUUGACAAACUUUUAUCUGUGAUAGAACGAAAAAUAAGAAAUUCUUUGACCAAUUUUACCUAAAAUCAAAACUAAAAUCCACUUGACAGGAAAAUGUGCCCAUUUAAAUUAUGAUAACAUUAGAUUGUAGCUCCGCCCAUAUUCCCGUGCUCCAUCUUUAUCUUCAUCAAAACUUUCAGUUUUAUUAACUCGUUGUUUACAGAAUGUAAGGAUUAUUUUAAACUAAUUUGGGAUUCAUCCAAAUUUUUAGCUGCUAAUAUCAGAGCUCUUCUGAUUGUUUCUGCACUUUCUGGGUUUUUUGAGCAUUUUUGACCUUUUAGUUGUUAUAUUGGCAUAAUUCUAGCUUUUUUGAAUAUUUUGGCAUUUACUAACAAAAAAAA